Messenger RNA from Myodes glareolus (Bank vole), 838 nucleotides. Lineage: Eukaryota; Metazoa; Chordata; Mammalia; Rodentia; Cricetidae. The record is from RefSeq and is a predicted model, not a curated record.
AUGGCUAACAGCCGUGAGAGGGACAUGGCCUGCUUGUCUGGUGAUUCUUAUCCACCAACCACAGCCCUGUGUGUGCACAACUGUCCUUUCCACCGGUUACAGGCUUUCCAUAUAUACCAGUCACAGGUCAAGGUUACAAAUGAAUUCCAAACCUGGCGGUGUGUCGAUCACAGGCUUUCCCCCCCUGAUUCUCAGGGUGAAGUGCGCCACCUUCUGUUGGAAGUGAGGAUAGCUGCAGCUGUGCAGGGUCGUCUGAAAUACUUCUUUGCUGCGCAGUCCUCCGGUGCCAACGUAAGGUGCCAGGAGGGAUUGGCUGGAACACACUUGCCUCAGCCUGUCCGCGAAGUGCUCAAAGCAGCCAGACUUAUGAGGACAGUCAGGCUGGUCUCCACAAGAGGGGCUGCUCAGUUGACGGCUCUCAGGAAGUCACCCAGCACUUCUUCUGCAGCUCAAGACUCAGUCAACUCAAUCAGCCCAUGCUCGGCGCUGUACCCGACUACGGUGUUAGGGGAGAAGAGCAAGACACAGCCCCUGUCCCUCCAUUCAGUUACAGGGAUGAUACCAUGGUGUGCAUGCAUUGGCCAGAGGACAGUUUGUAGAAGUCAAAUCUCUCCUUCCCACCAUGCGGGUUCAGGGUCCUCCGCAUAUCCGGAGUCAGCAUUGUGACGUCUAAACAGAAACUGGCCCACUUGUCCUGUCUCCUUCACUGUGCACGGUGUAUGUGAAAACAUCGUUCCAUUUUGUUUAACACAUGCAGAGCUUGAUGCUAUGGGUCUUGGAAUCCGAUCCCCAUGGAUACCAAAUGAUUAAAGGUCUUUAAGAAGCUGUAUUUUGAGAA